AUGGAACCCGAAGCAGGGCCUGUGCUCUACCAGAAGCUGCAGGUCUGGGAGCCGAGCUUGGAGUCCGAGGAGGAAGAGGAGGAGAUUUCGGAGCAGCUCAUUCCAGAUGCCUCCAGGCCCCACGGCUCCUCUGGGAACACGGCUGGCCAUCUGCCCGGGGCCUGGGCCCAACUGGUGGCUGCCCUGCUGUUGCUGGCCGUUGGCUUCUCCCUGGCCGUGAGGCAGCUCUGCAGCAGUGGUGCCUCUCCAGGAGCCUUGGGCUCUGGGGCCCCUCCAGCCAGCGGGCACUCCCACAGGCCUGGCAUGUACCACCACGGUGCCAUCAUCAGCCCAGCAGCUGAGUGCUCCCGCCUGGGUCGAGAGCUGUUUGUUGCCGGGGGCAACAUCGUAGAUGCUGGAGUUGGAGCAGCCUUGUGUCUGGCAGUGGUCCAUCCUCACGCCACAGGGCUAGGUGCCAUGUACUGGGGCCUCUUCCACAAUAGCUCCUCGGGCAACUCCACUGCCUUGACAUCGGGCCCAGCCCAGACCCUGGCCCCCGGCCUGGGGCUGCCCUCGGCUCUGCCCGCCCUGCACACGCUGCACUCUCACUUCGGCCGCCUGCCCUGGCCACACCUGCUGAUGGGCCCCAUCUCACUGGCUCAAAAGGGCUUUCUGGUGGACACAUCCCUGGCCAGCGCCCUGGCAGCCCAGGACACCAAGGGCCUCUGUCCACUCCUUUGCCAUGCUAACGGGACACCCCUGGGCCCCGGGACCCGAGUCACCAACACCAAGCUGGCAGCUGUGCUCCACAAGGCCUCACUGGCCCCCACCCCAGACCUCUCCGGGGAUGCCCUGCUGAGUCUGCUGGCCGAAGACCUGGGGUUGGAGGGCCCCUCAGUCGGGCCCAGGCCCACCUUGGAGCCAGCCCUGCAGCUACCUGUGCCCCAGGGCAUCCUGUUCACCACCCCCAGCCCCUCAGCUGGCCCAGAACUGCUGGAGCUGCUGGAAGCAUCUCUACAGUCCGCAGGGCCCAGCCCUGCACCCUGCCCAGCACUCCUGCAAGCUGCUGCAGCCCCCAGGAGCAGUGUCCUGGCCACCGUGGACAGCGGCGGCUCCAUCCUCCUUCUCACCUCCUCGCUCAACAGCUCCUUUGGCUCUGGACACCUGUCCCCAAGCACCGGGGUUCUACUCAGCAACCUGGUGGCUGAGUCUGCAGCUGGCACCUGGGCCUAUCCCCUCAUCUUUCGUGGCAUCUCAGAUGACACAGAGGUCGACGUGUUGGGGCUGGUGGCUUCAGGGACCCCUGCAGCUGCCACAGUCAUGACUCAUGCUCUGCUCAGCCACCUGGCCAGGCCCCAAACCCCAGACCAGCAAGGACCAACAGAGAGCCCCAGAGCUUGUGGCCAGGGGACCCUGCUCCAGGUGGCAGCCCACACAGAGCACGCCCAUGUCUCCAGUGUCCCCAGUGGCUGCUGCCCCUUCCAGGGGUUUUAA
Messenger RNA from Budorcas taxicolor (takin), 1473 nucleotides. It is a transcript of the gene GGT6, whose product is annotated as gamma-glutamyltransferase 6. The coding region runs from base 1 to 1473 and encodes 490 amino acids. NCBI's taxonomy places the organism in Eukaryota, Metazoa, Chordata, Mammalia, Artiodactyla, Bovidae. The transcript has 4 exons. The record is from RefSeq and is a predicted model, not a curated record. Gene Ontology annotation, cellular component: extracellular exosome.